AUGGAAAUCAAUGAAUCUCAAAGAAGCCUUUCUUUCUUCACUUCGAACCACCCAAGGCAUGAUUCUUCUUGGAUUUUCCGCGGUUCCUCAUUCAAAAUCAUGUGCGUUGCAUGUCUGAUAGAAACCCUYGAAGACAAAGAAGCUUUGGCAAUCCRAAAAAGAAAAUGUCUAACAGAAAUUCUUUUGCUUCUGUCGAAAGACAAGAAACUAGUUGACAUUUUAACAGCGAAUUCAAGGAUCAGUUUGCAUCUGUGUMAAAUUUUGGUGAAUCUUUUAGAGUCAACUCAAGAUGGGAUCAGUCACAUGUCUAUUGAAGCAAUUGUGCAACUUAUCGUUGGACUACAAAAUGAGRUUUUAGUUCGAGAAAUACUAGACAUUGUAGAGGAUAAAGUACUUAACCUAAACAACUUUAGGAAGACAUGCCCUUUUAUAGUUCUUCUUGGAAAAAUUAUCGAUGCUAUCCCAUUACUUGCUGAAGAAAUMGUAGCACACAAAACAAAGCUUUGGGGAUAUUGUAUUUCGGGGUUGUCUUUUCCAGAUGAAAAGGCGGUUGCGGCUUUGCUAUACUUUGUCCUCGGAACUUUCAGAAAUAACAAAGCGAAGGAAAUAAUCUCCGUUGAUGUSAAAGUGACAAUUUUCAAGAGCUGUUGCGAGAACUUAAUCAAUGGAAAUAACAAGGAUGUGAAAGCCAACUCUCUGGCAUUGUUACAGAGCUGCAUGGUCCUUCAAGAUAUCGAAUUUUUAAAACUUUUAUCUGGAGAAGCCAAGGAAAGCAAGGAUAUACAAGCAAUGGUAGCCAAUGUGCUMAAGAAACUUGUGUUAAGUACAGAUCAAGGCUUACAAAUUGGAGGAAUACAAUUAACUACUAAACUCAUGAGUACAGACUCUGAAGAAAGAACGAUCUCUGGGAGCCUUCUCAGAAAUGGCCUCGCUGAAUUUCUUUUUGAGGCUUUGGAAACUAACAGUGACAUUGUCCUUGCAUCAUUAUUUUGUUGUUUAACUGAGCUUUGUAACAGUGGCGAGUUUUUCAAAGGCAGUUAUUCAAUAUAUGGAAUUGAAUCUGUAGUUACAGCAGUUGUCAAAGCCAUCACUUUACAAAACCCAGAGACCUUACAGCAAGGUCUUCAUGUUCUCUCAACAAUCAUCUCAAACCAAAAGAAAGAUGUUCCCUUAUUCAGCAAUGGCACCAUAUUUGGUAGGUGCUUGAAGAUUUGUGAGGAGUGUCUCAAGGCCAUGGAAUACAAAGUCCUUGAAAAGACACUGCAUUUGAUAAAGAGUCUUCUUCGUGUAGAUCAGUUACCAUCAGGAUUUGAUAUCACUGAGAUAAUCUCUUCUGUAAAUGGUGUUGUCGCAGUGCUGAACAGAUUUACAAGCAAAACAGUAGAUAACUUUAGCGGUAUGCAAUCAGAGACAGCUCAAGAGCUACUAGGUGAUCUUCUUGAAGUCAUAUAUCAAGUAGGUACUUUCAGUAAAACCUAUUCAAGCAAAUCUCCUUCAUUGGAAGAGGCACUACUUGGUGAUCUUUUACCAGAUUCCCAGACAGCUAACAGACARUCUUGCAGCCAAGCUAUUGAUCUCUUUGUACUGAAGGCCAUUGAUGAGAYAUGCAUUAGAGCUGUGAUGGUGAACUAUGAAUCUAUCACUAAAGCAUCUGUAUUUAAGGUUCUMUUCAAACUCCUCAAUUCACAGCUGACAGAUAAUAUUCAAGAAAAAAGUGAAGCAUUUGCCCAAAAACUUGCAAAUACUUCAUUUAUAAGAGUGUCCAUGGAGGUUAGUGGUCGCUUUUGCAAAGGCGGUGAAAACAUUCCUUUAAUGAAGGAACUGCAGGAUUUCCAUAGAGGUUUGAUAAUUAAUCUUAAUGAGGGAUACUCUGAUGAUGAAARAGAAAUGUUUGAGUUUGAAGGUAUUCCUGGCUCUYCUGAUGAAUAUCUUUCACUGCUGUCACAGUCAUGUCUAGAUCMCAUCACACUGGAUGUGUCUGAUGAGAUGCUUUUCAAGAUUCAGUGUUAUUGUAUAGAAAUACUCUAUCUGUCCUACAUUUUCAAAGACUUCAUCUUGGAUGACAAGAAUCUGAUCAGAGGAAUCUACAAAUUCAUUUGCUUGAACAAGAAACUUCAAGUUUUUCCWGCCCAAACAUUUAGGCRCAUCUUACAUCUGUACACAGAUAUCACUAUGAAAUACCAAAAUGAUCAACAAGKUGGAUAUCUUGAGUCGCAGAGACUUGUACAACAAGAGCUCCUUAAAUUAAAAGAUGAGGAUUUCCAUAUAGUAGCUUGCUACAGUUCUAGUUUUGUCAAAUGGAUCUUCCAGAGUGAGCCAUUAGCAGAAGCAUUUGGAUGCAGUUUCCUUAAAAACCUUCUUUCCAAAAAUGAAGAAUCCAUCAAUUGGAAAUCCUUAAAGAGCAAGAAUGCUGUGAAGUUUUUAGCAAGUCUUUUAGAAAGUGAAGAUGUGGCCAUUGUCAAWAGGGUUUCUCAGGUAUUGGAAAACAUAUUGACUCAAGAUAGUGCAACAGAAGGAAACAGUGACACAGUCAUUACUGAGCUCAUAGAAGAAGAACUCCACAGGCUUUUUCUGAAGAAUCAAGGAGUGAGCCUUCCUGGGCAUGUAUUGUCAGCCAURUUGAAUGUCCUACUUUCACUUCAAGUUAGAAUGGGUGGACAAGUUGACAUCAAGAUUUUCCAUCUGGUCGUUGAGAUCCUGACUAAACCAAGCAACAAAACUUCAGAUGUCACUAUAGCUAUAGUUAACUACAUUAAUGUAAUACUAUGGACAACAAGGGCCACAASGUCUGGCAUUGCUGCUGUGUUGUUGUCAAAUGAAGAGUUUAUGCUUUGGCUUCAGAAGGUGAUGACUGCAUUGGAGUCUGUGGAGGUUUCAAGGGCUGACAGUUCCACAGCCACUGACGUAUAUGGUGCAUGCAUGAUUUUAAUAUCAAAUCUUGUCUUCUCUCAAGACAAACAUUCCAUUUCACAUUCAAUCCAUGUAUCCUUAGAUAAGGAAAUCCUCCUAGCUCAUUUGAAKGACUACCACAAUUGCAUUUCUCAACUGGCAAGUCUACUCUUAUGGAAGACAUUGUUAGAUUCAAAGACAAAGACAUUUGUGGUCUUUAAGAGAGGGGAAGAGGAAAAUCAAGCAGACUGCAUUUUAACAGAGAUGGAUUGCAAAGUUAUGUUAGUCUACCUGCAAAAUGCAUUAAUGCAUGAAAGCAAAACCAUCAGGAACUGUGCAAUGGGGUGCCUCCAAGCAUUCCUGUCGUCUGGUGAGAGAACAAGCUAUUGUUCAUCAAAUCCAUGGAAUAAAGUGGUACURGAAUCCUUGAUYUUUUCUUUGACACAUGAAAAGUUGGAUUCURACCUCCUCCAGUUUUGCAAGAUCAUGGUAAAAGCUAAGAAAUUCUGGAACAUGGAAGAAGCUGUUGAAUCAGCAACUGCAUUCAUUUUCAGACAAAUCCCUGAUGUUCCCCUAUAUUUGGAUGACCAAAGACAGAUGCCAUCAAUAGCACUACAGUGUAUUGGUUUCUUAAAGGAACUAGUAUCAGUCAACUUGCACUUAGUUAGAUCAAUGACAACUACUUCUCUGAUGACAUGGUUGAAGAAAGCAGAGGAGAUGGUAAACCAGAGUAAAACUACCAAGAGAAUGUGCUUUAUCAAAGUAAACCAACUAGUUCUUCUUCAAGAAAUUGUGUUGGGUCACACAGAGAUUCCAGAUGCAAGGWCAAUUUUGCUUAUUCUGAAAAGACUUGAUAGAAAAAGUGCCACGACAAAGGAAUAG
Exaiptasia diaphana is the source of this 3771-nucleotide messenger RNA. RefSeq names its product meiosis inhibitor protein 1. The transcript has 2 exons. NCBI's taxonomy places the organism in Eukaryota, Metazoa, Cnidaria, Anthozoa, Actiniaria, Aiptasiidae. The record is from RefSeq and is a predicted model, not a curated record. Bases 1 to 3771 code for a protein of 1256 amino acids.